AUGUCGCUCAUAGUCACGUUGUUCGUGGUGACAUUGGUUAGCCAGUGCUGGACCACACCACAGCGGAGGAACUGGACGCCUCAGGCCAUCUUAUACCUAAAGGGAGCACAGGGACACCGCUCAGUGUUGGAGCGAGCCAGCAGAGACAAAGAUGACACUUUACAUUUAGCGACUCACAAACAGAGCAGUGAUGGACUGGGGUUGUCUUGGGCUUCAUCCCUGCUUCUGGAGCUCGUGCAGCUAGCCAUGGAAGAAGGUGGACGCAAAUUAGAUAAUUACCCAAAUGAAGAAGAGCUGAAUUUGAACUAUUUCUGA
Scophthalmus maximus (turbot) is the source of this 315-nucleotide messenger RNA. RefSeq names its product spexin prohormone 1-like. Gene Ontology annotation, molecular function: neuropeptide hormone activity. NCBI's taxonomy places the organism in Eukaryota, Metazoa, Chordata, Actinopteri, Pleuronectiformes, Scophthalmidae. Bases 1 to 315 code for a protein of 104 amino acids. The transcript has 5 exons. The record is from RefSeq and is a predicted model, not a curated record.